This is a messenger RNA of Fundulus heteroclitus (mummichog), 2767 nucleotides long. RefSeq names its product Dexi homolog (mouse) (gene dexi). NCBI's taxonomy places the organism in Eukaryota, Metazoa, Chordata, Actinopteri, Cyprinodontiformes, Fundulidae. Bases 544 to 813 code for a protein of 89 amino acids. The record is from RefSeq and is a predicted model, not a curated record. The transcript has 2 exons.
CGAGCCAAUCGCCUGCCACGGGUUCAGAAGUCGCUUGUGGUCGGCUGUGUUUUGAUGUAGUUGGUAUAUAAGCGUUAAAGGACGUUUAGCUGGGCAAAACCCGUGGAAUUAAGGUGUUUGAGAAUACGCGUUUCUCUUCCUUGCGAUUUAACAGGCCGCAACAAGUACAAAUGUUCGUGUUUGGUUUGGCUAACCUUGGAUGCAACUGUCUUUAGCCGUGACCAGCUGGCAUGGCGUGAAUUCGGCAACCCCCAAGAAGCCAAUGUGGAGAAUGCGUCGAGCCAGCGAGAACGAUAUCUGAACACUGUCCGAUGGUUAUUAUUAGCGAUGAGCCUGUCGUCAUCCACAUUGCCCGCUUUUGUCGUCUGUUACUCGGGACCGUACAGAUAAAACCCCGCUGGGAACUGCAAAGCCACCGCGAGUUGGGCCGAGCCGAAAUGGACGCGCCUGUCCCAUGAACUCCGACAGACUAUUAUUAUUAUUUUUUUAGCAAGAACCAGCACCGGUCCCGCUCGCACCAGACCCUGGCUGUCUGUGUUUUCUAUGACACGCUCGGUUUAUGCCCAGCUCGAUUCGGUGGAAUUGUUUUUGGACGAGCUCCCAUAUAUGUUUUAUUUGGGCCUGUUUUUUGUGAACGUCCUCAUCCUCUACUAUGCCUUUCUGAUGGAGUACAUUGUCCUGAACGUGGGGAUAGUGUUCCUGCCCGAGGACAUGGACCAGGCGCUGGUGGACCUCGGGGUGCUGUCCGACCCGGCCUCCGUACCGUACGACACAGACCCGGAGCUGGAUGUAUUUGAGGGAUACCUGGAAUGACGGGUUGCGACCGAGGAAAACAAAGACAAUGGAGACCUGCCUCACGGUGGGUGCGAGUGCAGGCUGCCUCUCACAGAGACGGUUUAUUGAGAGAGAGAAAAGUUGUCUCGGCUCAGAGGACGGUAGCCUGAUGGAGAGUGGACUGAUGUCCGUCUCAUCACAAGCUCUGCGCUGGUGGUCCACACAGAAACGGAGAUCUGGUUGCGCUCCCUCUAAAGAGAGAGCGCUACUCUCUCUGUCCAAGUGGCAGAGUGUGGUUCUGACGACUUGCAUGAAGAUCCAGCAGCCUGGCAUGCGCUCCCCGGAGAAACUUUCCAGGCUAUUUGGGAUCCGGUUGUUAUUUAAACAAGCAGACUUCAAAACCAGCAAAAAAAAAAAAAAAAACCGAGUCUAUAUUUCAGUUUCACGAGCCACACAAUGAAACAUUUGAAGACGGCUCCAUCGUCCUCUUGUAGGCACUGUUAGCGUUCGAUCACUCAGAGACGGGAAUCCACUGAUGCUGCUGCUGGUUCACUCAGUCAGAAUGGGUCUCCUGAAGCUCUUCCCACCGCAUCCCAGCCUCAUCAGGGACACUCACUCUCUCAGGAGUAACUUUAGCGACUCUGUCAGGUGCGCUGGCGAGGCGUGAUGCCGUAGCUGGAGAUAUGCUGUGAAGCAUCGACACGGUCCACCGAAAAAACUUUUAAAGUCCUGCUUGUUACGCUCUUACUGCAAUCCAGAAAGGGAUGCUCUGUUUUUUUUUUUUUUUUUAUAUUAUUAUUAAAUAUGGUUUCUGUUCAGUCUUGAGUAGAUUUCGAUUUUCUCCGGAAACUCCUUUUUGGCUAAAUGUUUUUAAUAUUGUGGGUGAAAACCCGUAAAGGAAAAUUUUUAUUCUGUAAUCAACAUGUUUUUUUUUUUUUUUUUUUUUUUUAGGAUGACUCUGAGGAACGAUGCAUGAUGUUUGUGUCAUGAGUUGAUUUAGCUGAACUUUUUUUUUUUUUCCUGGUUCUUACUCCAUUUAAAUAAUCACCAGUCUAAAAUUCCUUCCAUAAAGUGUAUAUUCUCAACAGCAAUAACAAACUAGAGUAAAGCAACGGUCAGUUAGAUAUUAAUGCGACCGUUCGACUAACUUUGUGAAAAAGUCAAUGAAAAAGGAGAAGAAAAAAAAAAGUCAAUAACCAAAAACCUUGGUUAUUGAUGUUCUAUAAUUCAUGCUGCAGAUCACGCAGGGGCCCAGCUUUCAACAAAAUGUUCCCUUCACACUAAAAAUCAGCAUUCUUCUCCUGAUAACGUGGAUUUACCAUGAUGUACAGAAUGUCCACCACAUUUCAAACCCCACAGCUGAUGCAUAGAGGAGAAGCAGCCCUGCACAUGUGUUCACCUGCAUGUUCCACUCUGCAGCUUUAAUCCAGACUCUUUCUGCCAGCUAGCGUCCCGUCUGUCAUCCUGCAGACUGCUCAGACUGCCCUGAUUUGAAUUUGAUCAACCUUGCCCGGUCUGUUGUCACGCGGCAGCCUACACUUUUGGGGACCUGACCACUGCUGAAUUAAACUGUAGAUGUAAGCAAUUGCACCCAGAUGCAAGACUGUUUUUAUUUUAUUUUUUUCUGAGGCUUUGUUACAUUCAAACCAGUGUCGAUCAUUGUGAUCAGGUUCUGUGGCCAGUUUGGAUCCACGCAGCCAAAAAAAAAAAAAAAAGCAAUAUUUAAACAUGAAUCUCUGAUUUGUGCAGAAACCAAUGUGCCCGUGAGUAUUAUUAUUUUUUGACUGAAUACAUAAAUAAAAGCAUCUGAACCGUAGGUUUGAUCACUCAAAACUAGAGCUCAGGAAUUUACCUCAUCAGAACCUGUUUAAAAAAAAAAAAAAAAGGCCAAGAAUUUAAUUUAAUUUGACUUAACUCCCUAAAUAGAUGGUAUACCUUGGUCGUGUGGUUUGAUUCACACAUCCUUCACUCUGAAAUAAAACUGAUCAGCAAA